Molecule: messenger RNA, 2349 nt
Organism: Paramacrobiotus metropolitanus
Lineage: Eukaryota; Metazoa; Tardigrada; Eutardigrada; Parachela; Macrobiotidae
Product: atrial natriuretic peptide receptor 1-like
Exons: 15
Coding region: 14-2236 (740 amino acids)
Biological process (GO): protein phosphorylation; cGMP biosynthetic process; receptor guanylyl cyclase signaling pathway
Molecular function (GO): ATP binding; protein kinase activity; guanylate cyclase activity
Source: RefSeq, a predicted model, not a curated record
UUCCUUGCUUAAUAUGACCAACGGCGAACAUGUGUAUGUGGCAAUUAUUCCAUUUCGCAAUGGCCUGUAUGAUAUCAACUGGAAAUGCAAUAACACCGACGAUGAGGCAGCACGAUCGGCUUUCCGUUCUGUGCUCAUUAUUGAGCCCGAUGUGUCCGUGUACGGAGAGGCUAAUGGAACGUACGCACUUGGAUUCGCCGAUUUAAUGAUUGACUUAUCCCGGCGCGUUUAUAACUAUACGUACCAACCCGGUGAAUACGUAUCGCCGCAUGUAAUCUCCACAUACGCGUCCGUAGUGAUUUUUGCUCAGGUCAUGAAUGAAAUCUAUUCAAACCCGGCAAUAGCGGUCAGUGGAUCGGGCCGAUCACUAGUCAAGCACUUUUUGAAUCGAACCUUUCAAACAUCCAUCACAAAUGCGACCAUCAAUGAGUUUGGUGAACGAAUGCCGAUCUGGGUGGUUAAUCAGUUCGAUACAAAUACCGGAGAAUUGCGGACGGUGAUGCAGUUUGAUCCGGACAAUCCAAACACCACCAUGGUUACGCCCAUUCAAUGGCCAAGAGAAUGGCCACCUGAUGACGAGCCAGACUGCGGAUUCCGGGGAGAUCGGUCGCAUUGCGUGUCGAUCGGAAGCCCAGCUCUCACCGCAGUAGCCAACGCCGCCGCCAUAUUAAUAAUCUGCGUAGCGGUCGCAGUUUCUUUGUGUAUCUGGAGGAGAAUGAGGACGAAUCAGCGAAAAUCCAAAUGGUGGAUUUUGGAUUGUCGUCAUUUAAACUGGGACGGGAUAUAUGUCAGUGGCCAGGUGAAUCACCCGGGAAAAUCAGGAACAUACGGAGAAUACAUGGUCUGGAUAACACCAGUCUCCGCAAGGUUGCGACAUCUCAGCAUACCAAACAUCAAUCGCUUCUUUGGCGUGUGCUAUACGAACGAGAAAGAAAUGGUAUUCGUUAGUGCAUACUGUUCACGGGGAUCUCUUUGUGACCUGGUGCAACGCUUGCGUCUCGACAAGGACUUUCAGUUUUCCCUAAUCCAAGAUCUACUUCAGGGCCUGACUGCUGUUCAUCAAUCUCCACUACGAGCCCACGGUUCCUUAUCCAGCCAUAAUUGCCUCAUUGACAACCGGUUCACCCUAAAUCUGGGCAGUCUAGCAUAUCCACGGCUACGCUCAGCACUAAUCAAUCUGGACUGUGUACUAACCAGGUCCACCGAAAUGCCUGUUGGAUUCCACCAAGCAGAACCGUUAGGCGAUCCUCGCUCGGACAUUCAUGCAGUCGGCCUGAUUAUGGCCCACAUAAUCCUGCAAAAGGAGGUAACCUAUGCCAGCCUUCUUGAAGUUUUAGAGAACCCGUUUGAGCGAGUCGAUCCCGUUGAUAUUAUGAUGCCGAUUAUUGGAGAGUGCUUAAGAACGAGCGCAGCAGAACCGCCGGAUAUUCACGCCGUAGCGAAGAUGUUUCGCCGAGCCACGGGUUACUACGGAAAUGAGAAUCUGAUGGAGCGUAUUGCGCGGCGAUUAGAACGCUACACAACCGAACUGGAUGCGCUAGUCACCGUUCGUAAUUUAGCAUUGAUUGAGGAAAAGAAGAAAUGCGAUGCGUUGUUACUGCAAAUGCUUCCAAAGGAUAUUGUCGCCGAGCUAAGGAAAGGGUCGUCGGUAAACCCGGAAACCUUCGACUCCGUGACGGUCAUGUUUAGCGAUAUUGGCAGAUUUUCUGAAUUUGUGUUAGUCCAUUCACCUUCGGAUAUAAUGACCUUUCUCAACGAAGUAUAUUCCGUUUUCGAUUUGGUGCUUCCGCGUUUCGAUGCAUACAAAGUGGAGACGAUAAAAGAUUCGUACAUGGUUGUUAGUGGUCUUCCUAAACGCAAUGGAAGCGCACAUGCCCAGGAACUGGGUUUGCUUGCCCAGACGUUAAUCCAUUCCUAUUCGAAAUUCACAAAGACUUCCGAGACCGCGCUGCGUGUCGGUCUACAUAGUGGCUCCUGUGUGGCGGGGAUUGUCGGAAACAAGACACCGCGCUAUUGCCUGUUUGGAGACACAGUCAACACGGCUUCCCGCAUGCUGUUAUACAGCCAGGAUGACCAUAUCCAUCUGAGCUGUGCCACCGUUGAUCUGCUGACAAGCGCUGCGGAAUUCGUUCUAGUUGAACGCGGCUUUGUCGAUGUGAAAGGGAAGGGAAAUGUUCGAACAUUCUGGCUGCAAUACGACCCCAAAUUCGGCCUGGAGUCUCAGUUAAAUUGCUAAUUGUUUUUUUUUUGCCGGAAGUCACAGAACAGUUCUGAUACUCGUUUACCUCCCCAUUAUGGCGCGGGCUGGAAAAAUAGAAGAAAACAUUUUUUUUUCUAUAACAGCAUAAA